AUGCCAAAGGGUGUAGACGAAAACACUCGGAAGGAGAUUAUUCGUCUUUUCUUUGAUGGAAAUAGUUUGCGAAUGAUCGCCAAGGAAGUUGGACUAGCGGGGGCAACGGUCCAGGGGAUUGUGAAGCAUUUCCGUCGCACCGGUUGGAUACGUUCCGACAAGAGUAGCGGCCGUCGUCGACUGAAAUCUACACAGGAAAUCGUUGAGUUUAUGGAAUGUUGUCUCUUACAGAAACCAUCCCUAACGGCAAAGGAAAUACGCAUGUCUCUCUUGAGGGAAAAUAUUUGCGUACAGGAAAAUUUGCCUUCGGUGCGUAUGGUACAUCAUAUAAUGAAAAGUGAUUUGAAUUAUUCGUUCAAAAAAAUAAGUCAAACUCCUACUGAGCAAGUUACUGAAAGAAAUAUGGAACGAAUAUUACAAUAUAUAGACACUGUUUCUCAGCUUGAUCCACAAACUUUGCACUUUUUCGACGAGACUGGUGUGAAGAGAACGACUCCAAAUCGCAAUCAUGAUUACGGUCACAGUUUACGCGGUCAAAAGGCUGUCGAGUUUCAACGCUAUGCUUAUGACGUCAAUUUUACAGUGAGUCUCUUACACAACGCCCGAGGUGUAAGUAACUUCAACAUUUUAGACAGUCCUUCCAAUGGACUCGAAAUGCUUAAUUUUUUUGAAGAGACCAUGGAGUUAUUCGACGAGAAUGGGCAACAUGUAUUGUCACCAGGCGAUACAGUAAUAAUGGAUAAUUGUGGUUUUCACCAUGGCCGGAUAACUGAGCCAGCGCUUCGUGAAAUGUUGGCAACAAAAAAUGUUACGCUACUUUUUCAACCACCAUACUCACCUGAAUUUAAUUCAUGUGAAAUGUGUUUUUCUCAAGUGAAGAGAAAAUUACGAGAAAAUUAUAUGUUUGCCGUGUUGUUUACCGAGACUGCUAUUAUUGACGGACUUGCAUCAAUAACGCCCUUGAUGUCGCGCAAUUUCUUUCGUUUUUGUGGAAUUGCCAUAGUCUAG
Messenger RNA from Saccoglossus kowalevskii, 1008 nucleotides. RefSeq lists its product as uncharacterized. The record is from RefSeq and is a predicted model, not a curated record. Gene Ontology annotation, molecular function: DNA binding. Gene Ontology annotation, biological process: regulation of DNA-templated transcription. NCBI's taxonomy places the organism in Eukaryota, Metazoa, Hemichordata, Enteropneusta, Harrimaniidae.